CAGGGUGUAUCUGAGCUGCGAGCCCCGGCAAUUAACACCUACUGAUCCUACCUACACACGUUGGUCUGGUCUGAUCGCCAUGAGACCCAUGGCUUCCUCCUGGAACUGGAAGUUGCUUUCCCUCGUCUUCCUGCUGGCUAGCACGGCGGCGUGGGGCAUGGCCCACGCCCACGGCGGCGGGCUCAAGCACAUCCACCUGUACAUGCACGAGACCUUCACGGGCCCGAACGCCACGCUGUUUGCGGUGGUGCCGCCCCUGCUGGGCGUGGGCGACAACACCAGCAUGUUCGGGAUGGUCGGAGUGCUGGACGACGAGCUACGCGACGGCUCAGACCCGAGCAACUCAUCGCUGGUGGGGCGGUUCCAGUCCCUCUUCGCCUUCGCGGGGCUGGUGACGCCACCAGGCAUGCAGACGGCGACCAGCCUCGUGUUCACGGCCGGGGAGCACGCCGGGAGCACGCUGGUUAUGGUGGGCAGCAUCGUAAGCUCAGAGGGGCCCUACGAGACCGCCGUGGUGGGCGGCACCGGCGCCUUCAGGAUGGCGCGCGGGUACUGCGUUCUCAAGGCCGUGUGGAGCCCGACGCCGGUGUCCACCGUUUACGAGGUAAACCUGUUGGUGAAGAUGGAGGGAAAACUUUUGGCCAAGAUGGAUGCCUGGAAACGUACUACGUAUGCACUGUGAAAUGUUAUACUGCAUGUUGUUACUACUAGUUACCCAUGUUAAUGUUCAACUCCGGCAAUUUGAUUCUUAGAAUUGUAAGCAUUGUCUUUCUGGGAGACGCAUAUUAUUCGAAUUUAUGAGUAAUAUCAGUUUAUGGUAACUCAAGUGUUAUAUGCGAUUGCUGUUGAGACAUUGCUAGCACAAAAGAAUGCAUUGUUGAAA
Messenger RNA from Triticum aestivum (bread wheat), 883 nucleotides. Its product is annotated as pterocarpan synthase 1. The transcript has a single exon. NCBI's taxonomy places the organism in Eukaryota, Viridiplantae, Streptophyta, Magnoliopsida, Poales, Poaceae. Bases 80 to 682 code for a protein of 200 amino acids. The record is from RefSeq and is a predicted model, not a curated record.